Scophthalmus maximus (turbot) is the source of this 2008-nucleotide messenger RNA. Its product is annotated as secretory carrier-associated membrane protein 5-like. NCBI's taxonomy places the organism in Eukaryota, Metazoa, Chordata, Actinopteri, Pleuronectiformes, Scophthalmidae. The transcript has 7 exons. Gene Ontology annotation, cellular component: recycling endosome membrane; trans-Golgi network membrane. The record is from RefSeq and is a predicted model, not a curated record. Bases 249 to 932 code for a protein of 227 amino acids. Gene Ontology annotation, biological process: protein transport.
UCUGUUGCUCCGGUCACAUCGUCAAUAAGAACAUUUUAUAGUAGCCAAAUAGUUUUCGCGUGGACACAUCGUCCGAUUGGCUCACUUGAAGUCUCUGCAUUCCACGCGCAGCUGGGAGCCUUCGACGGAGACUGCGCGCACCGUGAGCGGACAAGCGGCUGCGCUCUGGAGGAGUUUCUCCCCAUCUGACAGGCUCAAGAGACUGAAGAAGAAGUGAGUGGAAGCGGCCGUCCUGACACUGCAUCCACAUGGCAGAGCCCAACUUCCCCCCGCUGCCUGGAUUCAUUCCACUCAAGCCCUGUUUCUAUCAGGACUUUGACGAGAUCCCCGAGCAGCACCGCAGCAUGUGCAAGAAAAUGUACCACCUGUGGAUGUUGAACGGUGCCACGCUUGCGGUGAACCUGGUUGGCUGCUUCGCUUGGAUGUUUGGUGGAGGUGGGGUGACCAACUUUGGACUGGCCAUCAUCUGGCUCCUCAUGUUCACUCCCUGCUCCUACGUGUGUUGGUUCAGGCCCAUCUACAAGGCCUUCAAGAAUGAUAGCUCCUUCAACUUCAUGCAGUUCUUUUUUGUGUUCAUGGCCCAAGUUGGCAUCAGCAUCAUCCAAAGCAUAGGCAUCCCUGGGUGGGGAGUAUGCGGCUGGCUGGCGACCAUCUCCUUCUUCAGCUAUAAUAUUUUGAUCGCACUGAUCAUGCUCGUCCCUACUAUCAUGUUCACUGCCGUGGCCACAUUGUCCUGCAUUGCCCUCACCAGGAUCCAUAAUUUCUACCGUGGCAGUGGGGCCAGCAUGUCCAAAGCUCAAGAGGAAUGGGCCACAGGCGCCUGGAAGAACCCUCAUGUUCAGGCAGCGGCCCAGGAGGCCGCCAUGGGGGCCGCCACCGGGGCCGUGCAGAGUCAGUACUCCAGCCCACAGUAUAACGAUAAUCAGAUGUAGCUUCUUCAAGGCAAGAGGUGCCGAAAGGAAUGAUGUGACAGUUCUGCCAAAGUUUGAGCAACAGGGUUAGGAAGGGUUAGAACGAUCUUACUGUGUUGUUGAUUAUUGUGAUAAUGUUUCAGAAAAAAAAUACUUGCAUAUUUUAACCUUUAACAAGUCACUAAUUCAAAUGUCAGUGAUUUCAAACAAAUUUGGCAAAACAAUAUCUCGUGGUACGGCGGUUUUCACGUACAGUGUUAAAGGGCAUGCUGAUUAUUCUUAGUGUUUUAUAUUAUUUCUCAUGUUUUUGUUUUUCCUGUUUGAAGAGUUGAAAUGUAACUAGUUUUGAACGUGUAUUACUUUAGUGGCUCCUUUACGAGAGCUGUGUGCUUUGUGUUGACCUGCAGUGUGAGCAGUUUUUACAAAACAAAGGAAAAAUAUGAUUUGUAUUCUUCAUAAACACAAAACUAUGUAUAAUAACCUCUAGUGUAAAUUAAGAUAAACCUAUUUAGAAUUGAUUAAUUCAUAAAUGUAUGCAUACGUUAAAAUGAUGGAUGUAAUAUUUGAGACGUUCUUUACUUUAUAAACUCAGGGUAAACUAGACUAGUUGCAAUUUUGUGGCUGUAUUUUAAAUUAUGCUUUUUUUUCUGUGACCUCAGCACAAUUUCAUCAGGAUUCUGUGCAGUUUAUCACCGGUUGCACUGUGGAAUUACAGAGGAUUAUGUUGUGUAAAAUGAAAUCUGUCUCUAUUACAAUAAGACACAGUGUCACUACAAGUCUUCAGUUGAAUUUAGAUAGGAACAGAACAUUGAAUCUUACUUGAUGCACGCGUCUCUUUGAAGUAUCUUGAGGCUUGUUGUUGCCACGGAAAUCACCUGAUUCCUAUCACAGAAGAACUCCCUUGGAAGAAAAUUAAAACGAGAUAACAACAAGGAGAAGAGGUGAAAUACCUGACCCGUGUUCUGUAGCCAGCUUAGUUAGAAAUGAGAGAAUGUUUUGUGCUGAAUGUCAGUUUAGCCUUUUCUGCUGCUGUACGGCUGAUCGACCACAGAGAGGCGCUGAUGGUUUUAGUUUGAAAUAAAAUGCUCUAACAUGUA